AGUGUUAAAAAUGGCCGCCCUGUGGGAGUCACUUGAUGCUGUAUAGAAGAACGGGUUAAUGGGAAAUGAAGUACGUGUCUGCCUAAGGUUGAUAAAGAAGAGGCUGAAUUUGGGCCGAAAACAGAGCUACGUCUGGACUGACGUGGUAGAACGAUUUAUCUUCCGAGGGGCGGUUAGUUAGGUCAAUAGUUAGUCGACCGGAAUCUACUGCGCUUACAAUUUCACGCCCCCAGCGGGACAUCAACUCUUUAAGUGAUGUUACCUGUUAAUGCCUUUGUGUUAAGGCUGUGACCCUACUGUUGUGCUACUGCUGCAAGAGUGCCUUCCUCAGUGUGUCGUCUCUACAAGGGGUAAUGAUGGUUCAGUCCCAACAGCAAACUAAUAGGUGCUGGAGGGAGAGGCCCUAUUGGAACUGGAGGUGAUGUGGGCAGCCAAAGGACUCUGAAGGACCCAUCAUGGGUUUCAGGCGAUUAGCUUGUCUCUUCAGCCUGCCUGUUGCAGUGGUCUAUGGGUCUCUGUCGCUCUUCAUUUCCAUUGUACACAAUGUGUUUCUCCUUUACUACGUGGACACCUUUGUUUCUGUAUAUAAGAUUGAUAAAGUUUCCUUUUGGAUUGGGGAGACUGUGUUUCUGAUUUGGAACAGCCUCAAUGACCCUCUCUUUGGGUGGCUGAGUGACCGGGCUUUCCUUAGCACACAACAGUCUGGAGUAGAAAUCUCUACACCAGAAGUUGUUUUGAAGAGACUCAAGGCCCUGGGCCGCAAUGGCCCCCUCUUUGCUAUGUCAUUCCUGGCUUUCUGGAUUGCCUGGGCCCAUCCAGGCCUGCAGUUCCUCAUUUGUCUCUGCCUGUAUGACAGCUUCCUCACCAUGGUGGAUCUCAACCAGAAUGCUUUGCUUGCUGACCUUGCUGUGUCCGCAAAGGACAGGACUGACCUCAACUUCUACUCAUCAUUCUUCAGUGCCAUUGGCUCCCUCUCAGUCUUCAUGUCUUAUGCUGUGUGGAACAAGGAGGACUUCUUCUCCUUCCGGAUCUUUUGUGUGGUGCUGGCUUUUGGUUCGGCAGUUGGAUUUACCCUGGCCACAUGGCUGCUGAGGCAGAGGUUUCAGUCCGAAGGUCAAGUGAAGUGGGAUGAAAAUGCAGCUUUGAAAGAAUUGUACAUCGACAGUCCCUCUGUGCAUCAAGAGAAGAGGAUCACUCUGGCUGAGUACCUCAAGCAGCUCUCCAGGCAUCGCAACUUUCUCUGGUUUGUCUCCAUGAACCUGAUCCAGGUUUUUCACUGCCACUUUAACAGCAACUUCUUUCCUCUCUUCUUGGAGCACCUGCUGUCUGAUCGGAUCUCACUUUCCAUGGGAUCAUUUCUGCUAGGAGUUUCCUACGUGGCUCCUCAUCUUAACAACCUUUAUUUCUUGUCUCUCUGCCGGAGGUGGGGUGUAUAUGCUGUGGUGCGAGGACUCUUUUUCCUGAAGCUGUUGUUCAGUGUGAUUAUGCUCCUUGCUGGACCAGAUUGGAUCUACCUGCUCUGCUUCUUCAUAGCCAGUAACCGUGUGUUCACUGAAGGGACGUGCAAGCUGCUGAACUUGGUGGUCACUGACCUGGUGGAUGAAGACUUGGUGCUGAAUCGAAGGCAGCAGGCUGCCUCAGCUCUCUUGUUUGGCAUGGUUGCCUUAGUAACUAAGCCAGGCCAGACCUUAGCCCCCUUGAUUGGCACCUGGCUGCUGUGUGCAUAUACAGGUUAUGAUAUUUUUCAGCGGGAUCCCCUGAGCAACGUAGUGAGCGCCCAGCCAAAGCUGGCUUCCAACAUGGCCUGGGAAUCAACACUGCGUCAGGGCUGCUUCUACCUCCUUGUUUUUGUCCCCAUUACGUGUGCAUUACUUCAGCUCCUCAGCUGGUCACAAUUCAGCCUACAUGGCAGGCAUCUCCAGACAGUGAAGUCUCAGCGUCAGACUUUCACCAAAAGUCAGUUCCAAGAGAUCAAGACCACUUAAUUGCUAUAUAGGAAAUGGUGCUCCCUACUAUGGAUUUUUGCAAGAUCAACUCACUAAGGAAUGGAUGGAAGGAAAGUGGCAAUUAAUGCCCUUCUUGGUCAAAGUGGGUGAAUGGAAGAACAGUUGGCGCUGUUGUUACCUGGUUUUCGGCACCACUUAAAAAUGCACCUCUUCACUCAGGCCUUUGAGGGAAAUUGAUUUGGCAAGACCAACAGUAAUUGAUGAAGCCCAUCUGCUGUAUUAAUAUGGAUUGUGUUUCAAUUAUGCUUUUAAUGUUUUUGUUUUGUUGUUUUUCAUGUAUAUGUUGCAAGCUGCCCUGGCAUCUUUGUUGACAAAGAGCAGUUUGGAAAUGGAAUAAAUAAUGCAUUCCCUGUAGUCCCCGCAAGCCAGGGCUGAGUACGAUCAGCCCUAAAGGGUUCAUGGGAGACUUAAAAGCUUGCAUUUCCUGUCUUCAACCAAAUUUGGUCCAGGAAAAGUCAUUACUUUGCCUUCUUUAGAAACAAAAGAAAAACCUCUCAAUGACUUGCCAAUCGUGUUGAUAUUUAUUCAUCUCCAGAAGAGGACUGGAAAGAGAUGUAGCCAGUUAACAGACCAUGCAUAUUAAUAACAAGGGGGUAGGGAAACAUUCAGUUGAGUAAACCUGCAGCAUCCUGGUUCUUGUACCCUAUCCUCUCUGGCACUGUACGCACAGAGCUUUGUCCAGGAUGGCAGGUGCGUAGGAUUCACAUUCCCCCCACUUACCACUCUUCUUCUCUGCAUUGGUCUUGAGUGUUUUCACAUACCUCUUCCUCUUCCUUUCCCCCUAGCCCAGGGCAUUGUUUAACUGUGAACUCAGGCAGAAUCUCUGCAAAGCGUCACAAAUUCCUCCCAGAGGACAACAGGCUACUCGGUGGUUGUAGAACUAGGCUAACUUAGUGGAAAAACAAGACUCUUACUCUCAGAAUCCACCCUUUUCAAGAGAGCGAGCACACCCUGUUCCUACACCAUGACAGCUGUGCAGGGAUUUGUGGUAAAAGGGUGGUUUGUGAGGUGGAUACAGAUCUGUGUCACUGGAAGCCUGGAGGGAUACCUGGCAACCAAGUUGUGACACGACUAUUGGCUUAAUCUUGGAUGAAGCUGUUCCAGAGUUACAGUUUUCAGGAACUAUUGGAAUUACUUUCUAGGAUAGGGAUGAGGAACCUGUGGCCUUCUCAGAUAUUACUGGACUCUGAUUCCUGUUUACCCCAGGUGGCAUGGCCAGUGAUGGUGGGAGCUGUAGUCCAACAUCAUCUGAAGGAGCACAAUUUCCUCAUCCCUCAGCUAUGGUGAAAGACUGGCCUCCUUUCUCAGGAGAUAUUCAUGCUGGUUUUUCCUGUGGGACCAGAUAGCUUUGUUUUGUUUUAAAGAUUUAUCUAUCAUGCUUACCAACACAGGACUCCUCAAAGGCAUCUUCAUGAUAAUGCUGACUGGAGGAACUAUUUGAGCUUAUAUGUGAGGUCCUUGUUCCCCCCCAUUCCUCCACACGCUAGCCCUUACUUGACCACAGCAUUGACUUAGGGUGACAAGACCUGUGAGGGUGGUGCAAUGUGCAUGGCUGGGGAGAAAAGAUACUUUCCCCCCCCCCCCAGAGAAAUGUCUUGCCCUGGAGUGGAACUGGCAGCUGCAUAGUGGAAAUGUCUGCAAAAUCAGAUUUAUGCAGAGUAUCAGUCAUAGGAAAUGUGCUGUUGUCUACUCACAGGAAGAUUUGCUAGACUGUAGAUUAUGGCUAAGAGAUCUGGGAGUGACUUAUUGAGGGAUUCCCACAGGCUGCUAGAGGCAGUAGCUGACUUGUUUCUCUUUACCUCUGCAUCCUAGGAGUGACUGUUCUGCUCCUUUCACAACUAUCUUUUUCUGUUGAGUCAUUCCCGAGAGAAGUUAGGGGAAUGCCAGGCUUCAUUGAAGUGACUCCAAAGAUUAAUCUCCUUGUGUCUCUAAGGGAGAGAGAACCACAUCCUGUCUUCAGCAGGCAGUGGACUAGGAAAGCAGCUGGCUGCAUGAAUCAGGGUUGCAGGCGGUGGCCUGUGGCUCUGGAUUCUAUAGUUGCCUUUGCUGGAAUGUUUUUUUGCUCUUCGUCUGGGACUCUCUUGGCUGCUAUUGCAGAAAAUGAGACCAUUUAGAGCUUCUUGGGGCCAAGUUGCAUCCUCUUCUUUGUGUGUUGAAGCAGGUGUCACUUGAAGGAUGGGUGGGUUCCAGUUUCUAUAGGCAGGGGCCAAGCCAGCCACUGUACUUGCCAUUUUCCUUCUUGCCUGGGAAGAGUGAUGCUGAUGAAAUGUUUACAGUCAAAAAGGCUUUUGUAUCAUCUGGUUACUUUGUAAUUUAUUCCUCUAAUUUAACAAGCCAAUUUAAUCAAACCUUAUUUCAUUAAAAUGUCAUUCUUUUAAAAGCUA
Molecule: messenger RNA, 4390 nt
Organism: Rhineura floridana
Lineage: Eukaryota; Metazoa; Chordata; Lepidosauria; Squamata; Rhineuridae
Gene: SLC68A1
Product: major facilitator superfamily domain containing 13A
Exons: 11
Coding region: 456-1985 (509 amino acids)
Source: RefSeq, a predicted model, not a curated record